Archocentrus centrarchus (flier cichlid) is the source of this 4572-nucleotide messenger RNA. Its product is annotated as RNA-binding motif, single-stranded-interacting protein 2-like. Bases 399 to 1670 code for a protein of 423 amino acids. Lineage: Eukaryota; Metazoa; Chordata; Actinopteri; Cichliformes; Cichlidae. Gene Ontology annotation, molecular function: RNA binding. The record is from RefSeq and is a predicted model, not a curated record. The transcript has 14 exons.
UUCCAAAUCACCAUCCCCACUCUGGCUCUGGUACAAAUACCGGAAUCUAUUUUUAAAGCACACUUUAAACACGGGCAGCUCUGCAUUUCUUCUCCUCAUCAUAGUGGGUUAGAGUUAAAUGAGCACAACACAGUGGAAGUUAAAAAAAAAAAAAAGCCAGGUAGGCCAUUUAUCUCCCCGCAUAAAAGGUGUUAUUAGUUGGCGAGAAGGCACAGCUGGAAGAUGAAGUCAGAUAUAAAUAAGCAUAUAGCCAGUGCUUUGAGUGGAGUACAUCAGAGUGCUGGGAAACGCGGCUCCAAUCACUACCGCUGUUCCUGGCUCAGUUUCCCUGGCUGACGUCAGUUGACUGCCUUGGCUCUCUCCACUCUCCGCUCCUCCGGACACAGCGCCGAGUAAAAAUGCUGCUCUCUGUGCCGCCAAGGACAGGAAUCAACCCUUACAACAGCUACAACGGCAAAAACAGCAAGAAGGUAAAUAACGACACGGCUGGCUACUUCUAUCGCGUCUUUCUGAAACAGACCUAUGUGUCCCUGUCCAAUCAUCAGAUGGCUCCUCCAAGCCCCAACAGCAACAACAAUAGCAACACCACCACCAUCAGCAAUGGUAGCAGUAACAGCAGCGGGGGAGAGCAGCUGAGUAAAACCAACCUUUACAUCCGUGGCCUCCACCCAGGAACCACAGACCAAGAUCUGGUCAAACUCUGUCAGCCGUAUGGGAAAAUUGUAUCCACGAAGGCAAUCUUGGACAAGACUACCAACAAAUGCAAAGGAUAUGGCUUUGUUGACUUUGAUAGUCCAGCCUCAGCUCAGAAGGCAGUGAUGGCACUGAAGGCUGGCGGAGUGCAAGCUCAGAUGGCCAAGCAACAGGAACAGGACCCCACCAACUUGUACAUUUCCAACUUGCCGCUGUCAAUGGACGAGCAGGAGCUGGAGAACAUGCUGAAGCCCUUCAGUCAGGCCAUUUCCACACGGAUCCUCCGUGACGCCAAUGGCACCAGCCGAGGGGUGGGCUUUGCCAGGAUGGAGUCAACAGAAAAAUGUGAGGCCAUUAUCCAGCAUUUCAAUGGAAAAUAUAUCAAGACUCCACCAGGAGUUCUAGCACCAUCAGAACCCCUGCUGUGUAAAUUUGCUGAUGGAGGCCAGAAGAAGCGUCAGAGCCAAGGAAAAUAUCUGCAGAAUGGUCGGUCCUGGACAAGAGAUGGAGAGGCUGGAGGAAUGACCCUCACAUACGACCCCACCACAGCCUUACAGAAUGGGUUUUACUCUUCUCCCUAUAGCAUUACCCCCAAUCGGAUGAUUGGACCAACCUCUCUUUCCCCAUAUAUGCAUUCACCUGUGUCCACCUAUCAGGUACACAACCCGUCCUGGAUACAUCACCAGUCGUACAUAAUGCCACCCACAGGAGCAGUCCUGACGCCUGGAAUGGACCACACCAUGUCCAUCCAACCAGCCUCAAUGAUAGGGCCUCUAACACAGCAGCUCAGCCACCUCUCCAUGGGCAGCAGUGGUACAUAUAUACCUGCAAACACAUCUAUGCAGGGGACCUACAUACCCCAGUACACCCAAGUGCCUGCCACCAACAUCUCAGUUGAGGAAAGUGCCGUCCAACAACCUGUUGCCAUAGAGACACCCACAGAACAUGCAACCUACUCUUACCAGCAUAACAAGUGAAGAGAUUUUCAUCUGGAGCCUGACUGACUCUCAAGGGGGUCCCAAGAGCUGAAAUUCCCUAUGUGAGGAACUAAACACUCCAGGAACAUGAACUGUUCCACACAAAGGACAUAAAAGAGAUAUUUUCUAUGAACUCAUUUUAAAACAAAUUCUUUUGCUCCAAAAAAGCAGAGCUGGAGGACAGCAGACAGCGGGGAAAUGGAAGAACAGAACAGUGAGCAUCUAUUUUGAUAACUGUCAAGAAAAAAAGUUCAAAAAAAAGCUUUUAAAUGUCUAGUGUAUGAUUGUUGUUCAUAUUCACUUUUUUUUUUUUUAUAAAAACACUACUCUGGGGAGCAAGUGAAACCAGGAAAAGAACAUUUCAGCACCGUGUUUUAAGUCAUGUUCUGUUUUUGAAUUUUUGUAAGAUAUGCUGAUUUUUUUUUUUUUUUUCCUUCCUCUUUUUGUUUGAUGCUUUCACAUUUUUUUGAACCAGCCUUUUUGUACAUAGUGGUUUUUUUUUGGUGUGUGUGUGUUUCUAGCCUUGUCCGAUAAAUUGGUGCAAAUAUUUGGAAAAAGCUGAUAUUGUAGAUGGAUAUGGUGCUGACAUGGGUUUAGCUUCCUUCUCUUAAAAAGGCAGCGAGUUUAUCAGGUAUGAAACCUUACCUGAAGCGGUCUCACUUUAUUUUUGGCACUUCAAUAUUUAAAAAAAAAAAAAAAAGGAAAAGUAAAAAAGAAAAGAGUUCCAACAAUCUCAACAAAGCUUCAGACAAUCAGAUCACAUGGAAGAGAACAUUUUAAGCUGAUGGUCAUUGCCGAUAUAUUUCAUAGAGAGGACUUCUUUAAAGAGAAUAGAUUCAGAGCAUUCCAGAUGUUGUUAUCAGAGUUUUAAAUAUUGGUUCACUUGGAGCUGCUUCACACGGUGAAAUCCAAAGUUGUUUAACAGGGAUCACAUCUCACACACAGCUGCCUGUAAAUAGAUUUAAACUUAUUCAGACUUUCUUGUGAUUUCCUUCUUACAUGUGAUGUAAUGCUUCAGUUAUUUUAAUAACAACAUUACACCAAAUGAACAUACAGCAAUGUCAAUGUUGUUGUUUUUUGCCCCCACCCAGUGUCCCUUUUUGUAAACGGGGAUGCUGACUCUCCACUCCCAAAAAAAUCUCAAAAAUCUAUUUUCUGAAGCAGGAAUCAAAUGUUGUUAUUAAAGUAUAAAGAUGUAAUUACACAGUUGUGGAGCUCAACUGGUGAAGCAUGAAUCUGUCCUGUUAUAUCUGCAGAAAACACUAUUUAAAUGAAUCAUUAUGGCCAGGCUAUGGAUGCUGUGAAACUGGCCAUUGUUGUGUGUUUGCAAUCUUCUUCAUUUCUGGUUUUUACAUUCAUGUGUUGUUUUUUUUUUUUUUUUUUAACAUUAUUUAAAGGUUUCUUUAAAAAAAAAUCAGUUUUAAAACUUAAGAUUGAGCUUAUUUUUCAAAGAAGCUUUGAUUUUUAUUUUUGAUAGUGUGCCGUGUGCUUAAAAUGGUGAGAAAUGGAUGUUUUCACUUUUGAAAACUUUUUUUUUUUUCUUUACUCGUUUGCAUACUUCCUUUGUGGUUUCAGUGUUGAUGUCAAAGAGGCUUUAAUAUUUCACUUCUGUCAGUGUCACCAGUGUUGGCACUUUACAGACAUGGCUCCUAAUGAUGAAAUAUGUACGCUUAGGUUCAGAUGCGCAUUUCUGCAGAGUUGCACCCCACGCAGUUGGGAUCAGCGUAAGAGCAAUUUAUGUUGCAAACCUUGACUUACCUCAUCCUGCCAGAGCAACGUAGAUUCAGUUUGUGUUCAAUGUUCACGGGCAGUAACCGACUACAGUGGGUGUCAUGGCUGUUCACAGCUGGUACUGUGUCCACAUCCUUUAACUCUUCCGUCCAAUGUUUGGAAAACAUGCCCAAGGUCUGUUGAUCUAUGCAAUUAAUUUAUUGUCCUUAUACAAAUGCAAUAGUACAAAUAUCCAAGAGACACCUCCUGUUAUGACAGUGGCUCACCUCACAGUGACUUUAUAUUCUGGCUGACAUGGCUUUUCUCUUUUCUUUAUAAAUGGCUUUGUUUUGCUUUGUGACGCAUGCAUCUGUGGUUCGUUAGUUGUCAGCAAAAUUGCUGCAUUAAAAGGGAACUUUUUCAUACCAAAAUGUGGUUGUUAAUAGGAUUGUAAUUAAAGUAAGAACUCUUUAAAAAUAUGGCAGAUUUGGGGGGGGGGGGUCCUAUUAUUUUUUUGUAUGAAGGCACAUUGCCACUUUUUUUCCCACUUUUGUUUGCUUUUUGUUUAAGCACAGACACCACAGCAUUGUUUUUCACCAUUCCACCCAGUUUUGGCUUUUAUGGUAUGGAUAAAUAUUGUGUCCUAUCUACUCCUUUCUUAGCUGUUACCUUUUUUUUUUUCUCUCUCUCUCUCUCUUUAACCAUGAAACCUUUUUUAUUUCCAGGUGAAAAAUCAACCUCACAGAAAUGCCUUAGAUUUCACUGGAAGGGAUUGUGAAGUGCUACUCAGCUGUGUUGGGCUUUAUCUCUGACUGGAAUUGUUUUCAUGCACUGCAAACUGUUGAAGUUGUUUUAUCAAACUCCUUGAGAUAUUAGAUCUAUGAAGCAAAGAGGCGUUUAAAUGUUGACUCGCUGUUUUGUGUUUACCAUUCCAUUAUUUUAAUCCAAAAUACUGAAGAGAAAAGAAAAAAAAAAGAGUUGUGGCUUAUUGCUGCUAAUUUUGAAUUCUUACAUCUGAAGGUCAUUUAAUGUAUCAAGUCAAAUAUGGGGUCAGUUUGUAACCAGUUCACCAGUGUCCAUGAAGUUUUCUGUUUUGUUGUGCGCAUCGACUUCUCCUCAGUGUUUGUGCCAUGAUGCAGUUUUUUUUUUUCCCUUCAUAGAGAAGAAAUCCCUUCAGUUUGAUUUUUGAACU